Staurois parvus is the source of this 537-nucleotide messenger RNA. The record is from the annotation of a GenBank genome assembly. NCBI's taxonomy places the organism in Eukaryota, Metazoa, Chordata, Amphibia, Anura, Ranidae.
CAGCAGCAAUGGGAGGCCAUACAGCACCCUAUGACAAAAUGGAACCCACCAGCAGUGUGAGGAGACCUGAAAGUGGCACAUGGCAGAGUGUGGCGAUGGAGACAGCAGCAAUGGGAGGCCGUACAGGGACCCAUGACACACUGUGGACCUGGCAGCAGCAUGAGGAGGCGGUACAGGGGCCCAUGACAGAUUACGGGCCUGGCAGCAGCAUGAGGAGUCGGUACGGGGGCCCAUGGCAGAGUGGCGGAGCGUAAGCAGCUAAAAUUGAAGGCCAUACAGAGGCCUAUGUUAAAAAGUCCCCCCAGCAGCAGAGUGGGGAGACGACUAUCAAGAGUCCAAUGGCAGAGUGGCGGAGCGGAAGCAGCUUCAAUUGAAGGCCAUACACAGGCCUAGGUUAAAAAGUCCCCCCAGCAGCAGUGUGGGGAGACGACUAUCAAGAGUCCAAUGGCUGAGUGGCGAUCCGGGAAGUCAGCGUUGUGAUUGCAGAUGCAAUGCAGAAAUUUUAUGAGGUGACGCCGUGGGUGCAAAAGAAGAUCA